This is a messenger RNA of Phascolarctos cinereus (koala), 2243 nucleotides long. It is a transcript of the gene RNF152, whose product is annotated as ring finger protein 152. Gene Ontology annotation, molecular function: ubiquitin protein ligase activity. Lineage: Eukaryota; Metazoa; Chordata; Mammalia; Diprotodontia; Phascolarctidae. The record is from RefSeq and is a predicted model, not a curated record. Gene Ontology annotation, cellular component: lysosomal membrane; lysosome. Gene Ontology annotation, biological process: cellular response to amino acid starvation; protein polyubiquitination; negative regulation of TORC1 signaling.
GCGCCGUCUGCUCUUGGUGUGUGUUUGUGUGUCUCAGGGUGUGAAUAUGUGUAUGUGCGCGCUCUGGUGUGCCAAAUGAUCUAGCCUCAAUUUGUGCAGACACAGGAAAAGAAAGGAGCGGCGGCGUUGUUAGGGGCCAGGCAGGCAGUGGGGGUCGAAGGACACUGUCGGGAGGACCCGGUAGGAGCAGGGCUGCAGGAGCGGACCCGUGCCGGGCAGACGGACUGGCGGCUUGGACUGAGCCCGUAGCUUCUCCAGCCUCCCCGCGGGUGCUGCCCAGCCGGCCCCUCCGUUCUCCUCUGCUCAGCGGCGGGAGCCAGUUCGUGGGGAGUCCCAGCGUUUUCCUGGCGCGCUCGCGCGUUUGUGGCUGUGUGUGUGUGUGUGUGUGUGUGUGUGUGUGUGUGUGUGUGUGUGUGUGUGUGUGUGCGCGCGCGCGCGUGUGUGUGCGCGUGUUAGGGAGCGAGGGAGAGGGAGACUGAGACUGAGGGAACCCAGGGAGCGAGCGGCGGGCACGGGACGAACUGGGACAAUCUAGGGAUGCUGCUGCUGCCACUGUCGCCGCCGCUGCUUGUUUAGGGCAGACUCCAAGAAGUCUAAACGGAAAGAUGGCAAAGUGGAUUCAGAAAAACAUUUAAUGACUUGACCCUGAGACCAGAUCCCAGGCAAACUUCCUGACUCCUAACCUAAUGUUGUUUAAACUAGGUUUUGCUACAUCUUCCUUCAAUUUAAGGCAUGACCAAAUGUCCUAGAUGCCUAUGAACUUCCUGGUCACUUUCCUGCAUUGGAAGGACACCAAGAGCAAGAGCGUAUCCUGAGCAGAGCCUCACCCUACUUUAGAUUGUGGAGGAAACCACAAGGUCCUGGAGCCUGCCCCUCCCUGCUCUGAGGUGAUGAUGGAGACCCUUUCUCAAGAUUCCUUGCUGGAAUGUCAGAUUUGUUUCAAUUAUUACAGUCCCCGAAGGAGGCCCAAGUUGUUAGACUGCAAACAUACCUGCUGCUCAGUUUGCCUCCAGCAAAUGAGGACCAGCCAGAAGGACCUGAGGUGCCCCUGGUGCCGGGGUAUCACCAAGCUUCCCCCAGGGUUCUCCGUCUCCCAACUCCCUGAUGAUCCUGAGGUGCUUGCAGUGAUUGCAAUCCCUCACACUUCGGAGCACACUCCUGUCUUCAUCAAACUUCCUAGCAAUGGGUGUUACAUGCUACCCUUACCCAUCUCCAAGGAGCGAGCAUUAUUGCCGGGAGACAUUGGCUGCCGCCUGUUGCCAGGUAGCCAGCAAAAGUCUGUCACUGUGGUGACGAUCCCGACAGAACAGCAGCCUCUGCAGGGGGGGAUUCCCCAAGAUGCGGUGGUGGAGGAGGAGCAAGACAGGAGGGGCGUAGUGAAAAGCUCCACCUGGUCAGGGGUUUGCACUGUGAUCUUGGUGGCCUGUGUCCUGGUCUUCCUACUCGGCAUCGUUCUCCACAACAUGUCUUGCAUUUCUAAGCGCUUCACUGUGAUCUCCUGUGGCUGAGGAAGGCCGCAGAGUGAAAUUCCACGUGUGUGCCAACUUAGGGGUUGAGAAGGUAUUGGUGAUGGGAUCACAGUGAGGUGUAUACGGCAACACUGACCAAUUGGUGCAGGGCACUGUGCACUGGGUAAGCCACUUAAUUAUCUGAAGAUAGACCUGAAAGGCAGAAUGCAGGACCUCUCAACAAGAUACAGGGGAAACUGUACUGAGUGAUGGUCACAGCUUGGAAGGAGAUUGCAUGCAUCACCAUAAUAAUUUAUUAAAUGAACUGUAAUUUAUGAUUUUAUCAUGUUAAAACAUAUUCUACAUAGAUGUUAUACUGUACAAGUAUAUAUGAUGUGAUCUCUAAAUGCAGUAGAUUAAAAUCAAUGUUAUGUAUAGAAGUAGAAUAAACAUGAGAAUCAAUGUAACAGGUAUGCAAUGCUGGUUUCCUUUUUUUUUUUAACAAGAUGGAAACUGUUUCAAACAAGAACUCAGUCUUGAUUUAGUUGAUAAGGCAUUUUUAUACCUUUGGAAUUGCACCUAAAUUAAAAUAAGUUAAAUGGACUAUAGUUUUUCCAGAGCAAAUGGGGGGGGGUGUUUCAUGUGUGAUGUAUUUGUCAUGCACUAUCCUUUUGUCUUUACCUGUAGUUAAAGUUACAUGUUUGUUAAAGUGCAGAGCCCUACAGAAAGCAAUAAAACAAAUAACAAGGAAGGAAAGAUUUAUUACUGCAGAAAAUUUGCGUAUUUUUUUCUUCC